UAGUACUCCCGAGCUACCCGCGGAGCUGCCGAGAGAGCGCAAGGAAGAGGGCGAGCGAGCGAGCGGGCGAGCGGGCGGAGCGCGCGCCCAGGAACCCAGGAACGUCCUAGAACUGGAUCCUUCCUCAGGCUCACCCUUCCCAGCCCCCAGCCUCCUGCCCAGGAGCUGACGCUCUCCUACCUGUAGCUCACCAGCUACUGUUUUUGGGUCAUUGGGUCCAAUCAUGGCAGUCUAUCGCCUGUGUGUGACCACUGGUUCCUACCUGAAGGCUGGCACAUUGGAUAACAUCUAUGCUACACUGGUAGGCACCUGUGGUGAGAGCCCUAAACAGAAGUUGGAUCGUAUAGGCAGGGACUUCGCCUCUGGAUCGGUUCAGAAGUACAAGGUGCGCUGUGCAGCAGAGCUGGGUGAGAUCUUGCUGUUGCGCUUACACAAGGAGCGCUUUGCUUUCUUCUGCAAGGACCCUUGGUACUGCAGUCGCAUCUGUGUCACUGCCCCAGAUGGCUCUGUGGUUCACUUUCCCUGCUAUCAAUGGAUUGAUGGUUACUGUACUGUGGAGCUGCGGCCAGGAACAGCAAGAACCAUCUGUCAGGAUUCUCUUCCCCUCCUUCUGGAUCACAGGAAACGGGAACUCCGAGCCCGCCAAGAAUGCUAUCGCUGGAAGAUCUAUGCCCCUGGCUUCCCUCGAAUGGUGGAUGUCAGCAGCUUUGAGGAGAUGGAGUCAGAUGAGAAAUUUGCCUUGACCAAGACAGUACCUUGUGCAGAUCAGGAUGAUAACUCUGGGAACCGGUACCUGCCUGGCUUUCCUAUGAAGAUUGACAUCCCGUCCCUGCUGCACAUGGAGCCUAAUAUCCGCUACUCGGCCACCAAGACGGCCUCACUGAUCUUCAACGCCAUCCCCGCAUCCUUGGGCAUGAAGAUUCGAGGUCUGCUAGACCGCCAGGGCUCCUGGAAGAGGCUGGAUGACAUGCGGAACAUCUUCUGGUGCCAUAAGACCUUCACUUCAGAGUAUGUCACCGAGCACUGGUGUGAGGACAGUUUCUUUGGGUACCAGUACCUGAAUGGUGUCAACCCCGUCAUGCUCCACUGCCUCUCCAGCUUACCCAGCAAACUGCCUGUCACCAGUGACAUGGUGGCACCUUUGCUGGGACCAAACACCUGCCUACAAACAGAGCUAGAGAGGGGCCACAUCUUCCUAGCGGACUACUGGAUCCUGGCGGAGGCUCCUGUCCAUUGCCUAAACGGUCGCCAACAGUACGUAACAGCUCCUCUCUGCCUCUUGUGGCUUAACCCGCAGGGGGUGCUGCUGCCGUUGGCAAUCCAGCUCAGCCAGACACCAGGGCCUGAGAGCCCCAUCUUUCUGCCCACUGACUGCGAGUUGGACUGGCUGCUGGCCAAGACGUGGGUGCGCAACUCUGAGUUUUUGGUGCAUGAGAACAACACGCAUUUUCUGUGCACGCAUUUGCUAUGCGAGGCCUUCUCCAUGGCUACACUGCGUCAGCUGCCGCUCUGUCAUCCAGUCUACAAGCUCCUGCUUCCUCAUACUCGCUACACGCUGCAAGUGAACACCAUCGCAAGGGCCACGCUGCUCAACCCAGAAGGCCUCGUGGACAAGGUCACGUCCAUCGGUAGGCGCGGCCUCAUCUACCUCAUGAGCACAGGGCUGGCCCACUUCACCUACACGGAUUUCUGUCUUCCGGAUAGCCUGCGGGCUCGUGGCGUCCUGACCAUUCCCAACUACCACUACCGAGACGAUGGCUUGAAGAUCUGGGCGGCUAUUGAGAGGUUUGUCUCAGAGAUCGUGAGUUACUAUUAUCCCAGUGAUGCAUCUGUACAGCAGGACUCUGAACUGCAGGCCUGGGUGGGUGAGAUUUUUGCUCAGGCGUUCCUCGGUCGGGAGAAUUCAGGCUUCCCAAGCCGGCUGUGCACCCCAGGAGAGCUCGUGAAGUAUCUCACUGCAAUCAUCUUUAACUGCUCCGCCCAGCACGCUGCAGUCAAUAGUGGGCAGCAUGACUUUGGGGCCUGGAUGCCCAAUGCCCCGUCGUCCAUGAGACAGCCUCCGCCUCAGACCAAGGGCAACACGACCAUGAAGAGUUACCUAGACACACUCCCAGAGGUGAACACCACCUGUAGAAACCUUCUCCUCUUCUGGCUGGUCAGCCAAGAGCCAAAGGACCAGAGGCCUCUGGGCACCUACCCAGAUGAACACUUCACAGAGGAGGCCCCACGGCAAAGCAUCGCAGCUUUCCAGAACUGCCUGGCACAGAUCUCAAAGGACAUCAGGGAGCGCAACCAGAGCCUGGCACUGCCCUAUGAGUACUUGGAUCCCCCACUCAUUGAGAACAGUGUCUCCAUCUAAGCCCACUCUGAACCAUGCCAGAGGAAAGGGAGUUCCAACUAAGGGGAAGGCUUACUCCCUAGGGCCUCCCAGGCCUCUUUAAUCUCAGUUUGGACCUUCUCCUCAGCCUGUGGGACCAUGGUGGCCUUGACAUUAUAUAAAUGGGCCCUGAGCUGUGAGAGACGAGUACAGCAGUGUUUAGGCUGAAAGCCGCUAACUAAAGUCAAAUGCACAAUAGAGCCCUUGCCCUUCUUAUGUGGAACUCUUCUCCUACAUCAGGAUGCCCAGCUUGAGUUUCCAAGCUCUCUUUCCACAUCCUGCUUAAACCCACUCCCAUCUGAUUGUUUGUCUUUAAGCCCAGUGACCUCAAUAAAAGCUAACAUAUUUGGUUCCCA
Messenger RNA from Apodemus sylvaticus (European woodmouse), 2733 nucleotides. It is a transcript of the gene Aloxe3, whose product is annotated as arachidonate lipoxygenase 3. The coding region runs from base 224 to 2359 and encodes 711 amino acids. Gene Ontology annotation, biological process: lipid oxidation; linoleic acid metabolic process. The transcript has 15 exons. The record is from RefSeq and is a predicted model, not a curated record. Gene Ontology annotation, molecular function: protein binding; oxidoreductase activity, acting on single donors with incorporation of molecular oxygen, incorporation of two atoms of oxygen; iron ion binding. NCBI's taxonomy places the organism in Eukaryota, Metazoa, Chordata, Mammalia, Rodentia, Muridae.